This is a messenger RNA of Cylindrotheca closterium, 507 nucleotides long. The record is from the annotation of a GenBank genome assembly. NCBI's taxonomy places the organism in Eukaryota, Bacillariophyta, Bacillariophyceae, Bacillariales, Bacillariaceae.
AUGUCAACGAGCACUGAAACUAUGCCAAAGUACUGUUGCGGCUGCGACAGCCGUAUCGCUACCCUCAACGCGAACAUCUUCAUGUUGGUAUUUUCCUGUCUUUACUUUGCGGUGGGCUUGGCCGGUCUCAAUGAUACCAACGAAAAGACAAAACCAAAUGACGCAGAGCGAAUCUAUCUCGAAAUCAUGGAAGUUAUUACAGCCCUGUUUAUUAUCAUCGCCGCCCUCGCAAUUUGGGGAGCUUGCAGCUAUCGCGGCUGGCCUGUGAUGUUGAGUCUGGGUUGGACAACUGUCAACAUGAUAAUUACCGCGAUAACCUCGUUCAUUGUCGUUUUCAAUACUGGGAGCGCAUUCUUUUUGGUUCGAGGUUUCGUCAUGUUCUUGAUUCAGUUUUCGUGUUUGUUUAUGCCCAUGUACGGAUAUGUCAAGGAAUACGAAAAGUUGAAGGAACUUUCAGUCGCUCAGGACAUGGAAGGGGGAGACAAACAGAACUUAGAAUUGGUAUAA